Molecule: messenger RNA, 4904 nt
Organism: Leucoraja erinaceus (little skate)
Lineage: Eukaryota; Metazoa; Chordata; Chondrichthyes; Rajiformes; Rajidae
Product: toll-like receptor 9
Exons: 1
Coding region: 1255-4395 (1046 amino acids)
Biological process (GO): positive regulation of interleukin-6 production; canonical NF-kappaB signal transduction; defense response to virus
Cellular component (GO): plasma membrane
Molecular function (GO): pattern recognition receptor activity; protein binding
Source: RefSeq, a predicted model, not a curated record
UUAGAGAGCUAUGUGUCAAAUGCAGGGAAAAUGCUGCAAAGAUACUUGGGUCAGAUUGGGGGAGAGUUGGGCAUUUCCAUGCUGUAUGCCCCUAGAGUAACAAGCUCCCACAAGCAGUCUGCAUAUCCAUGCUGUCCACCUCCUCUGCUGCAAUGUAAUUUGCAUUCCCACUUGUUAACUGCAAUUCUAGUUUAGGUUAGAGAUAGUACAGAAAGAGGACCUUCGGCCCACCAAGUCCGCGCUGACUAGCAAUCUCCAUUCACUAGCACUGUGCUACACAAUAGAGACAAUUUGCAGUUUUUACCAAAGCCUAUUAACCUACGACCCUGUAAAUCUUUGAAGUGUGGGAGGAAGCAUUGACAGAAAACAUCCAAACUAUAGUCACUGCAUUGCAAUUGGACUGCUCCACUCAUUUCCCAGUGGCAUAGUGACUGGGAAAUCUUUAGGUCAUGAAAGAUAUUGGCAAAAAUAUAUAUUUUCAUUAUCAGAGAACUGAAUUUAAAAUGCUCCCCAGAACCUAUUCUCUCUCACAUUUUCCUCAACUCCCAUCAAAGAGAAAUAUUUAUUUAAAAGGAAAAGGAUAAAAUGUAGAAUCCCUGCAGCAUGGAAGGAGUGCAUUCGGCCCAUCGACCUCCUGUGGCUCGGUGCAAGCCUAAACCAUUCAUUCCCAUUGUCCGGCUUUCUCCACAGCUAUUCAAUGCUUCUCUCUCAAAUAUAUAUCCAUUUCCCUUUCAGAAGUCAAAACUGAAUCUACAUCAACCACCCUCAGAGUGUGAAUUUGAGAUUAAGCAUAACGUAGACACAAGGAACUGCAGAUACUGGUUUACAAAAAAAAAAGACAAAGUGCUGGAGUAACUCAGCUGGAUAAAGGCUUUAGUCUGAAGAAGGAACCUGACCAGAAACGUCACCUACCCAUACUCUCCAGAGAUGCUGACUGACCCACUGACUUACUCCAGCACUUUGCAUCUUUUUUAGAUUAAGCAUGCCCACUUUGUGAUAAAGUUAUUUUGUCACUUCACUUGGUUGUGCCCUGUGAUCCUCCAUCUAGCCUCAUUUUGUCCUGACCCCAAAUGUCAACUAAAUGUUCGCCAGAGAUGCUGCCUUACCCGCUGAGUUUCCGCAGAACUUCUCAAAGAGAUGUAACAAUUUCUCUUUUCUCUUUCCUGUGCCUCCAUUGUCUAAAAAAUCUAUGAUUGCAACGAAAUAUGAUAAUAUUUCAAUGUUUCUUUGUAAUAGGCUGCUUGGAAGAGAUGCAUGGGAGAAACUAUCAUUUUACUUGCCAUUUUCAUUCACCACCCUGCCUGGUGUGACUUUCCAGCCUUUCUGCCUUGCAAUGGCUACAGAACCUCCAAACAGAUAGACUGCAGCUACAGGCAAUUAACCUCGGUGCCAAGUGUCGGGUCAGAAAAUGCCACCACCUUCCUGCUGAAUGAUAAUUCUCUACAAGAAGUCAAUGACCAAGCGUUCUCUGGUCUGCCAAACCUUCGGGUGAUUGACUUGAGCAUGAACUGCAGCCCUGGGAAACUCCGCCUGCCAAGUCAGGACUGCAAACUGAUCAUUGGGUCCAGAGCCUUCCUUCACCUUCGCAAGUUAGAAAUAGUUAACCUAGCUGGAAAUAGUUUAACCUGUAUCCCACAGUUGCCCGCAAACCUUAUCGGCUUGAACCUGGCACUCAACAACAUCAUCAACUUGCAAUUUACAAAUGUCUCCAACCUAGUUAACCUGAAAUUUCUCAACUUUAGUAAGAAUUGCUUUUAUCAAAAUCCAUGCAAUGCCCCGUUUACGUUUAAUGAGGACACCUUUAGGAACAUGCCACACCUGAUGUCACUAGACCUGAGUUUUAAUAGUAUACUGGUCGUGCCUAGAGGACUGCCAAGAUCCUUGAAAAAACUGGUGCUAUCUGAGAAUAAGAUUCCACAAAUUUCCUCAGAGGAUUUUAAGAACCUUGUUCAUUUGGAAUAUCUUUCCCUGGCAUGGAACUGUCAACGGUGUGACCAUGCUGCCCAGCCCUGCUUUCCCUGCAAAAACAACAAAUCGAUUGAGUUGUCUCCCCAUUCCUUUCUUCAUCUGAGGGAACUGAAGACUCUGGUGCUCAGGGGCAACUCCCUCAGGUACUUGGAUGACAUCUUGUUCCAGUCACUGGGAGGCAUAACAUCCUUGGACCUAUCCGACAACUUUCUCGCCCACGCCAUUCAAAAUGCCACCUUUUUCGCAAACCUGACCCACCUGCAAGAACUCAACUUAAUGUACAAUUACAAACCGCUCCACAUCUUCAAGCACCUUGUCUUGCCUCCUUCUCUGGAGAACGUUAGGUCGUUGAGAACGUUUCAGAUCGAUGGUUUCUUCUUUAACACCUUGGAUAAAAAAACCAUCGGGCCAUUGCUCAGAAUGCCCAACAUUAGCUCGGUAAAUUUCCGAAUGAAUUUCAUCACAAAAAUUGACCUUAAACUCUUUGAGAAUAUGACGUCGCUGACGUAUAUCGGGCUCUCAGAAAACAAAUUGUCAUUCUCAUUGCAGAACUCCUGCCCCCAUCUGUCUGACAGUGGUGAGGUUAACAAAGACCUGGUUGACAACAGCCAUCGACCGUACUGGAUCCCAGAAAGAAGAGAAGACUACAAGGACGUCGAGGGAACCAAAACCAAAGGAGCGUCUUCCUUCUUUUCCCACGAGAGUUGCUCUUCUUUUGGGAAAGUCUUUGACUUGUCAUACAACAAUAUAGCAGAUAUAAAGCCAGACAAUUUUGAAGGAUUGGAGAACGUCCGCUGCCUUUUACUGAAUUGCAAUUACUUGACGCAGGCACUGGACGGCACACAGUUCAACCGGCUGAAGAACCUAAAGUAUCUGAACCUUGCUUACAAUCGAAUAGAUUUCUACUUUAAGGAGGCAUUUUCAGAGAUCCAGACACUCGAAGUUCUGGACCUCAGUUCCAAUAGUUACACUUUUGAAAUGAAAGGCAUGGGCCAUGGGUUCGAAUUCAUCAAAUACUUGCCCUCCAUAAGGUGCUUAAAUUUGGCACACAACAAAAUUGCAAAACGGGUCACAAGUGAGCUGCACAGUAGCACUUUGAAUGUGUUGAACUUUCGUGGAAACUUCUUGAGCGUGAUGUGGGAGAGUGGCACUAAUACCUACUGGAAUUUUUUCCACAACCUUAAAAACUUAACCAUCCUGGAUAUCUCGAUGAAUAUGCUGAAGACUGUACCUCCAGAGGCAAUGGUUCGAUUUCCAAUGAGCUUGAAAGAGCUUUACAUUGAUGACAAUCAAAUGGACUUUUUCAACUGGGACAACCUAUCAGAACUAAAAAACCUUGAAAUUCUGGACUUGAGUCAAAACUUGCUUCGUGGUUUGCCCACAAAAGCAUGUCUCUUUCCGGAGCGAUUCUCCAAACUUGUCUUGCGGGACAACAAAAUAUCUCAACUUCCCAGCAGCUUUUUCUCCCAGGCCCAAGCCCUGCGUCACCUUGACUUGAGUCGGAAUAAAAUCAAAGCUUUAUACGUAAAUAGUUUGCCCUCUGAACUCUUGCAAGGGCUGAGCGUUCUGGCUCUGGCCAACAAUCCUUUCAGCUGCACCUGUGAUGCCGGCUGGCUUCUCCAUUUCAUCAAAGAUACGAGUAUUUCACUGGCUGAUCUUACCACCGCUUGGAAGUGCGAGUUUCCAGAAUCACAAGAAGGCAAGAGCAUUCUUUUGACGGACCCACAGUCUUGCCAGAAGAUCCAUGGAAGCAUCGGCUUCGUGGUCUCGUUUGUGCUGACUCUAACACUCACGGCCCUGCCAAUAUUGCACAAGCUGUUUGGUUGGGAUUCCUGGUACACUUUCCACGUGUGCGUCGCCAAGUUAAAAGGCAGUAGGUUGAUUCCGUCAGAGAAGCUGCAAUACGACGCCUUUAUAGUCUUCGACACCAAUCACAAUGCUGUGGCUGACUGGGUCUACCACGAGCUGGUGGUCAACCUUGAGAAGAAAGGACAGCGCAAGUUCAACCUUUGCCUGGAGGAGAGAGAUUGGACUCCUGGAAAGUCAUCAAUAGAGAACUUGUACGAUGCCAUCUACCAAAGUAGGAAAGCCAUCUUCAUACUGACCAACGCCUGCUUUGCAAGUGGGCAGUUGAGACAAGCCUUCUUCAUCGCACAUCAGCGGCUGUUGGACGACAAGGUGGACGUCAUAGUCCUGGUCCUUCUGGAUCAGUCUUUGCGAAAGUCAAAGUACCUUCAGUUGCGCAAGAGACUGUGCAAGGCCUCGGUCUUAAGUUGGCCCCACAACCCUCACGUAGAACGGCAUUUCUGGCUUAAGUUGCAGAAGGUCCUGACCAGGGACAACAGGUCGCAAUAUGAUCCGAAUUUCAGUGAGAGCUUCUUACCCUUCGAGUACAACUUGCAGAGCAUCUUGUGGCACAAACAUUGAGUCAUAGUGUCAAACAGCAUGGAAACAGCCCCUUAGGCCCACCUUGACCACACCGACCAAUAUAUCCCAUCCACCCUAGUCUAGCUUGCCUGCGUUUGAUACACAUCCCACUAAACGCUUCCUAUCCAUAUACCUGCCCAAAUACCUCAACUACCUCCUCUGGCAACUCGUCCCAUAUACCCACCAUCUUCUGUGUGUAAAAAGUGGCCCUCAGGUUCCCUUCCCCUCACCAACACUACUUUAUUGUCAUAUGUGCGGGGGGGGCAAAUACACAGAUAAAUUAUUUUCUUACAGUAUUAAACCUUUGUCCUCUUAUUCCCCUACCCUGGGUGAAACGCUCUGUGAAUUCCCCCUGUCUAUUCCUCUCAUGAUUAACAGAAGAAUUAACCCGAGUAAUUCCAAAUAUUCUGAAACUAAUAUUCCAAAUAUUUGAAUCAGGUUAAUAAAUCCUCCUCACCUUUCUGUGCGCUCAGCAAGGCCAGGUUUAGUUUAAUUUAGAGAUACAGUAU